This is a messenger RNA of Pelobates cultripes (western spadefoot toad), 5550 nucleotides long. Lineage: Eukaryota; Metazoa; Chordata; Amphibia; Anura; Pelobatidae. The record is from the annotation of a GenBank genome assembly.
AUGGUGAAAUUGUUUGUAGGCAAUCUGCCUGCUGAGGCAACCCAGAGUGAGCUGAAAUCUCUGUUUGAACAGUUUGGCCGUGUAACAGAAUGUGACAUCAUUAAGAAUUAUGGCUUUGUCCACAUGGAAGAUAAGAAGUCAGCAGAUGAAGCUGUGCAUAAUCUUAACCACUACAAACUGCACGGGGUUGCCAUCAAUGUUGAGAACAGUAGAGGGAAGCCAAAGGCCUCUACCAAACUUCACGUUAGCAACCUUAGCAACAACUGUACCAGCGAUGAGUUGCGUGCUAAAUUUGAGUCCUAUGGGUCUGUCCUGGAAUGUGACAUUGUAAAGGAUUAUGCCUUUGUCCAUAUGGAAAGGGCAGAUGAAGCACUGGAUGCUAUAAGGAAUCUGGACAACACUGAAUUCAAAGGUGAAAUUAGGUUGAGGGGAGAUCUUGGGUAGCUUUUAGGUCGCAUAGAUGCUGUUUUUCAUCGAAAAUUAAUACAUCAAGUAAGCCCUGGCUUGGUUUUUAAGGGAUGCUCUUAAUAUAAGCCCUACCCUGAAAAUAAGCCCUAGUUGCUAGUUCGCUAAUCUAUGUUCAGGGAAUUUUAGAUUUGCGGGAUUCCAUGCUCUAAUGAACUAGUCUAAAAGCUAGCUGAGCAUCAUAGGAAAUGUAGUCCAGAAGCAAUUUAUAGUGUCAAGGAUAGCCAUCACUGGCCUAUUAACACUGCCAGCGGUGCUUCCUGUGUUGAUUCUGCAUAAUUAGCCUUCAGCGUUUCCAUGCUCUGCAUGGAGGCAUUGAAUGUUCCCUAUAGAUAUUCAGUACUUCUCUGUGAGGAAAUGCUUGUUGGCGAAGUGUAGCGUUUUGUGUAAUCGCUUCAAACACUGCCCUGGCCAAUAAGCAUUUCAUCGUAGUGAGAAUCCAUGCAUCUCUGAGGAAAGUUGUCUUCAUGCAGAGGGUGGAGACACUGAAUGGCAGUGCUGCUCACUCUGCAACACUGCCACAUGAAGCACCUCUAGAAGCCAUCUGAGGAGUUGUCGGUGGAGUUACCACUAGGCAAUAAUGCAAAAAUUGCCUUUUUUUUUCUGAGCCUCAGGGGAAUGAUUCUACUCACCAGAACAAAUACAAUAAGCUGUGUUUGGAGAGCCCUACAAGGUUACUAUUCGAAUAAAUAUGGUGGGAGGCCUAGUGUCUAAUUAGAGCCUCCACCUGCUGUAACUGGCUUAAGAAAGAUACAUUUCAUUUCAAAACAGGUUUAUGAAUGAGGAGUCUCUGAUUGGCUGAUAGCGUCGGCUUACCGCUCUCAGCCAGUCAGCGGCACUCCACACUUCCUAAAACAGAGGUGAAUUCCCCCUUGGGGACCAGAGGAUCAGUGCUGGAGGCUCACUUUGGGAUUUGAGAAUGGUUUAACCCCUUAAGGUAAGAGUUUGCCUGGGUUCUUCUGGCACCAUAACAACUUAAUUUAGAUAAAGUUAUGGUGUUCGGAGUGUUCCUUUAAGUGUGACCCUAAAACUGAAAGAAGGACUUGGACUAUAAUUGUCUAAUUUAUAUAACUCCUAAACAGAGCAAACCCUGCUUCUCUUGACAUUUCCAGUUUAAAAAAUAGAUUUGACAAAAAGUAUAAUUGACUAAUGAUUUGUCGGUCAGCUUGACUACAUCCUUCUUGCAUCUUUUGGACUUCUGUUUAUUUAUUAAAUCAGGAAAUGUGGAGAACAUACAAAUAAGGCCAAUGUAGCUGAAUAAGAAACGUUUCUAACUUGGCUGCUUUGGCCCUUUAUUAAAUUACUUUUGUCAGUUCUCCACAUUUCCAGUUUAGGCAAUAAAUCCAUAAAAUGCCAAAUAUAGGUGGGAAAUGGGACUAACUGGUCUUACAAAUAGGCUUGGGUAUUCAUAGCAGGCUUAUCCAUUCUGUUUAGAGCAAUUUCAAAAAGACACUUGUUAAUUGGCUCCUAAAGAAUACUCCUAAAUGCUAAAAUUUUAAUUCUAGUUGUUUGUAUAUUUCCCUUGCAACUGCAAGUCAAGAGAAGUCUCUGUUCAUGUACACAAUUUUUGUUACUUCUGUCUAUACUGGAGUUAGAGAAACAUUUACUUCACUUGAUGAUGCUGCAGGUAAGUAGCAAAGGAUUGGUAAGUAUUAAAAAAAAACAGCUCCACAGCACUGCUUUAGGUUCUACUGAGGAACUGUCAUUCACUUUUUGCUAAUGUAACUGUGCGGUUACAUUAAACUAACACCACAACAACCUUUGGUUUUCGUGUAUAGAUCAUGCUCCUGCAGCCUCACUAUUCUAUUCUCUGCCAUUUAGGCUUUAAAUUACUUUGUUUAUGCAGCACUAGCAACAUGUCACCUGAAUGUCUCACUGUACAUUUCUUGUAUAGAGGAAUCUGUUUAAUUUUAAAGUAAACAGACUGCAAUAAAGGCAGUUUUAAUAUAUACUGCUCUGUUUAUAGUCUGCUGUAGCCUCCAGUGUGUGGUUAAAGUUCAGGUAACAGAGCAGGAGAUAAAAAGCACAUCUAAAGUAAACAAACUGCUGUCAGAUCUGAUAGACAAUUAAAUGACCACUAUAGUGCCAGGAAAACAUACUCGUUUUCCUGGCACUAUAGUGCCCUGAGGGUGCCCCCACCCUCAGGGACCCCCUCCUGCCCGGCUCUGGAAAGGGGUUAAAACUUACCUUUUUCCAGCGCUGGGCGGAGAGUUCUCCUCCCCGUCGGCUGAAUGCGCACGUGCGGCAAGAGCUGCUCACGCAUUCAGCUGGUCACAUAGGAAAGCAUUCAUAAUGCUUUCCUACGGACGCUGGCGUGCUCUCACUGUGAAAAUCACAGUGAGAAGCACGCAAGCGCCUCUAGCGGCGGUCAAUGAGACCGCAGUUAGAGGAAAUAGGGGAAGGCUUAACCCAUUCAUAAACAUAGCAGUUUCUCUGAAACUGCUAUGUUUAUGAAAAAAUAGGCUAACCCUAGCUGGACCUGGCACCCAGACCACUUCAUUAAGCUGAAGUGGUCUGGGUGCCUAGAGUGGUCCUUUAAAGGAACACAGUAGCGUUAGGAAUACACACAUGUAUUCUUAAAACUAUAGGGAAUUUCUAAAAUGCUUAUGCCAAUCACAGUCUAUGAUUUACAUAGCAGAGUUUAACUGUCAGUGUAACAGCCACUAAAGGCAUUUUAGCCCUGCAAUGUAAACAUAACCGUUCCUGCAAAACACCAGUGUUUUAAGCAUGAAUUAAAUUAAAAGAAUUAGAAGAAGUGGUCUGGGUGACUAUAUUGUCAACAACUACAGCUUAAUUUGGUUGUUCUGGUGAGCAUAAUCGCUUCUUUAAGGCAUUUUCAUGCAAACUCAUCCUUUUUCAGAGAAAAUGCAGUGUUUUGCUUUGCCCCUGGGGACACCUCCAAGUGGCAACUGGAGUGGCUCAGGGCUGUACAGUAGGCAGCCCUGCCAUUCAGCAUCCCCACGCUCUGCAUGGGGUAGCUGAAUUUUCCUCAAAGAGAUGCAUUGAUUCAGUGCAUCUCUUUCAGGAGGUCCUGAAUUGGCCAAAAUGGCAUCUGGCCAUGCCCGUGCCGAUUUUAUCCAAUCCAAUGCUUAUAGAGAAAGCAUUGGAUUGGCUAAAAAUUGGCCGUUUUGAUGUCACACAGGGGGCGGGGCGGGGCCAGCACCUGCAGACCCACACGGGGAUGGAAAUAAGGUGAGUUUUAAAGGACCACUAUUGACACUCAGACCACUUCAGCUCAAUGAAGUUGUCUGUGUGCCAGGUCCAUCUAGGAUUAAUCCUGCCUGCUGUAAACAGCAGUUUAAGAGAAACUACUAUGUUUACAUAUGGGUAAUACCAGCCUCUAGUGGCUGUCUCAUUGACAGCCACUAGAAGCCCUUCCGCGCUUCGCAUUGUGAUUUUUCAGUGAGAAGACGCUAGCGUCCAUAGGAAAGCAUUGAGAAUGCUUUCCUAUGGACUGGCUGCAUGUGCAUUCAGCCGAUGACGACAGGAGGAGGAGGAGAGUCCCCAGCGCUGAGGGAGCCUGGUGCUGGAGAAUGGUGAGUGUUUAGCCCCCUUAAGCCCGGUGGGAGUGGGACCCUGGGGGGCGCAGCAAGCCUCCUAUAUGGUGGAUUAAACACUAUAGGGUCAGGAAUACAUGUUGGUGUUCCUGACUCUCUAGUGAUCCUUUAACCAUUUUAUUUUUAUUUUCUUCUGUUGGAUGUGAGCCACAGCCUCGAGAGGUGGUUAGAGUUGCAUAAACAGAAACACAAGUGAUAUAACUCCUACAUGCACGAUAAUUGAUCAGUGAAACUGCAGGGACUUUUUAUAUUCACUAAACCUGCUUUAAGAUAGUUGUUUUGGUGUUUAGAGUGACCCUAUAGGCAUCCAGACCACUUCAGCUCAUUGAAGUGGUCUGGGUACAGUGUCCUUAUUGCACUUGGUGCUGCAAUGUAAAACAUUAGAGCUGUUUUUUAGAGAAAAUUUAAUGUUUACAUUACAGCACCAAGAGAGCCUCUAGUGGCUGUCUACUAGACAAACCUCAGUUCCUGAAUUUUGUGAAAGUGCUUUUCUGAAAGGGGAAGCAAAAACUAUUUUCAAAGUUAAUUUUCUGUUUAACUUUAAAGGAACACUGUAAGAUCAGGAAUAUGUAUUCCUGACCCUAUGGUGUUAAAAACACUAUUUAGGCCCCUCACUUACUCCCUUGCCUACCUUAAAUAUAAAAUGUACCUUUAUUUUCAGCGCCGCACGGGUCUGCUAGAGCUAUUCAGCAUUGAAAUUCUAGGUACGUCAUUGGAUAGACAGUGUAUAAAUUAGCGAGAUGGUAACACUUAUGACAUGCUUAAACUAAAUGCUAAUUAUUGAGGUGUAGAUGGUGAAUUUGUGGAAUUCGUGUUAUUCUUUGAGUAUUUGCUAUUUGUGAUAAUCACAGUGAGAGUGGAGAUACUCUCUUGAAUCACUACCAACUCUUGUCGCGUGUGCUCUUUUGAAGGCAAAAGGAUGCAUGUUCAGCUCUCCACAAGCCGUCUGCGUGUAACACCAGGAAUGGGAGACCGAAGCCGAUGCUACCGUUGCGGGAAGGAGGGCCACUGGUCUAAAGAGUGCCCCUUAGAUCAAAUGGCCCAGGAGCUGGAGCAGCCGCCACCAGCCUAUCCCCAUGAUCCAUACCCAGAUCCUUAUGCCCCUGUGCGCAGUAUGUCGGCUUCUGCCUACAGCUCAACUUAUGCAGAGCGUGUUUUCUAUGACGAACGGGAGCGUUGCAACAUCAUCGACUACUAUCAGCGUUACCGCGUACGGCCCUCCUCCUACGAUCCGUACUUGGAACGUCGCCUGGCUUCUCUUCCCCCUCCACCACCAACAGUUUCCAACGUAUACAGGGAUCGAAUUGAGGCAUUCCCAUAUGAGAGGCAUCUGCUGCCCCCUCCACCCCCUCUCUCCAGCUCAUAUUACACACGAGAGAGAAGCCCUUUACGUCGCUCCUCCUCCACCUCCUCCAGCAUGGACGGAUAUCGAUCGGAGCGCCGACUCUCCCCCGUGUUGCGAAGUUCUCUCUACGACAUCUCACGCUACAGUCGGGAAUCCUACUCUGACCGGCCGCGGUAUUACUAA